UAGUGGUGACACGCCAUGGGUUGCAGAGCCAGCAGCGAAGCCGCCUUCCCGGAGCGGGGCAGAAAUGACCAGAUAACAUUAACUGAUCUCAAGCUGCACCUGCAGAGCACGGAUUAUGGGAACUUCCUGGCCAACGAAGCCUCCCCGCUCACCGUGUCCGUCAUCGACGACAAGCUGAAGGAGAAGAUGGUGGUGGAGUUCCGCCACAUGAGGAACCACGCGUACGAGCCACUGGCGAGUUUCCUGGACUUCAUCACGUACAGCUACAUGAUCGAUAACGUCAUCCUGCUGAUCACCGGCACGCUGCACCAGCGCUCCAUCGCUGAGCUGGUGCCCAAGUGCCACCCGCUGGGCAGCUUCGAGCAGAUGGAAGCUGUGAACAUCGCGCAGACCCCGGCCGAGCUCUACAACGCCAUCUUGGUGGACACGCCCCUGGCUGCCUUCUUCCAGGAUUGCAUCUCGGAGCAGGACCUGGACGAAAUGAACAUCGAGAUCAUCCGGAACACGCUGUACAAGGCGUAUCUCGAGUCCUUCUACAAGUUCUGCAAGCUCCUGGGAGGCACCACGGCAGACGCCAUGUGUCCCAUCCUGGAGUUCGAAGCGGACAGGAGAGCCUUCAUCAUCACCAUCAACUCCUUUGGCACGGAGCUCUCCAAAGAGGACCGCGCCAAGCUCUUCCCCCACUGUGGGAAGCUCUACCCGGAGGGGCUGGCCCAGCUAGCCAGAGCGGCUUCGUGGCUGUCCGGGCAGCGGAGCUAA
Molecule: messenger RNA, 759 nt
Organism: Pelodiscus sinensis (Chinese soft-shelled turtle)
Lineage: Eukaryota; Metazoa; Chordata; Testudines; Trionychidae
Source: RefSeq, a predicted model, not a curated record